Pungitius pungitius (ninespine stickleback) is the source of this 575-nucleotide messenger RNA. Its product is annotated as immediate early response 3-interacting protein 1. Gene Ontology annotation, biological process: endoplasmic reticulum to Golgi vesicle-mediated transport. NCBI's taxonomy places the organism in Eukaryota, Metazoa, Chordata, Actinopteri, Perciformes, Gasterosteidae. The record is from RefSeq and is a predicted model, not a curated record. The transcript has 3 exons. The coding region runs from base 90 to 338 and encodes 82 amino acids. Gene Ontology annotation, cellular component: Golgi membrane; COPII-coated ER to Golgi transport vesicle; endoplasmic reticulum membrane.
CGGUGUGACCUUCCCCGGCCACCGUUGGCUACGUCAGAAGUAAAUACUGCCUGCUAGUCCACUACUAGCUAGCUUCUUGUGAAGAAAACAUGGCUUUUACAUUGUACUCUCUCAUUCAAGCAGCGAUUCUGUGCGUCAAUGCUGUCGCUGUAUUGCACGAAGAAAGAUUUCUGAGUAAAAUCGGCUGGGGAGUCGAUCAAAGUGUCGGAGGCUUCGGGGACGAACCGGGCGUCAAAGUGCAGCUAAUGAACCUGGUCCGCUCCGUGAGGACGGUGAUGAGAGUGCCGUUGAUCGCAGUGAAUGCCGUCUGCAUAGUGCUGCUGCUUCUGUUCGGAUGAGGAGGCGACAGACCGGGUCUGCCAUCGGGAGGCACAUCUCCAUCACCUCAGGAAACCUUCUGCAGACACAUUGGAUCGCUUUGACUCUCGCAAUAUCUGUCAGCCUGAAUGUGAAUAUUAUCGUGUAAUAUUCCACAUCAAUACAUGGGAUAUUUUGUCAUUUUGUACAGCACAGCAAUUCAAAAUAAGUAUAUGCAACUUAAUAGCACAAUAAAAUACCGAAUACGAAACACUUCA